UACCUUGUGUACACCUAGAUUCUGUCUGUUUCUACAAUCGAGGGAUAAGGAAUUACUGUCAAUAUGAUUUUGAUAAUUAAAGGCAGAAUAUGAAGUAUGAUGAAUUUAUCGAAUGGGAAAACGCACGUCCGAAUCUGACGUAUUAACUGCGGCACUACUAUACGAUACGGGCACGCUGCACAGUAGGUACUCAAAAUCAUGUUUUUGUGGGCAUUUGGAUCAUUAUAACUUUAGAUUUUAUCGGUGCAUGUUUGUGUUAUAGCGUAUAACCAUUCAUCAACAUGGGAUCUUCAAAGAAACACAAAGAAAGAGACCGUGAGCGUGAACAUAAGCGCAAACACAAGCACCGAUCUCGCAGUAGGUCGCGCUCUCCAAGAGAAAAGAAACGGCGGCAUCGGGACCGAUCUCACUCCAGAGACAAGGAAACUGGGUAUAGCAAGGAUGUUGAGGGAAGAUCUGAAAUAUAUGAAGAAGAGUUAAAGAUUAAAGAAGAGCCCUCUGAUGAUAUUAAGCCAAAAAGCAGCGGAGGCGACAUUUCUCUUAGUAUAGAAGAAACAAAUAAAUUAAGAGCUAAACUAGGCCUGAAGCCUUUGGAAGUUCCAGAUGAAAAUGAACCCAAAGAGGAAAAAGAAUCCCUUAAGGAUGAUAUACAUAAACCUGCUGGAAAUAUUGCACAGGCCCAAAUGACAGAAAAAUUGAAGGAGAAAUUGGCUGUCAUUAAAGAAAAAAGGCGAAUAAAUAUGCAGUUAGGAAAAGUCAAAACAUUAGGGGAGAGUGACUCUGAUGAUGAAUCUGCAGCCACUUGGGUUAAGAGAAACAGGAAAGAUGCAGAGGAAAAAAAGAUGGCCGAGAAAAGGGCUAAGAUGCUAGAAGAAAUGGAUGCAGAGUUUGGUAUUGGUAACCUUGUGGAAGAGGAGUUUGCACCUCUCAUGAACAAGGGAAAGGAAUACACAUCCAGGGAUCUCAAAGGUAUCAAGGUUGAACAUGGAAUGGGUUCAUUCAAAGAAGGAAAAGCUGUUAUUUUAACAUUAAAAGACAAAGGCAUACUUGAUGAAGAUGACGAAGGUGAUACUCUUGUGAACGUGAAUAUUGUUGAUGAUGAAAGGUCAAAAAAGAAUGUAGAAAAUAAGAAGAAGAAACCUGAUUAUAAGCCUUGGGAUGAGCCAGAGUAUGAUGAAUAUGGCAUGUUGAAGACUACCAAUAUAUUAGAUAAAUAUGACGAAGAAAUUGAUGGAGAAAAGAGGGAUGCUUUCACACUUGGCUCUGGUGGAAAAUAUGAUGGAGAGCAUGAGAAGAACAUGGAAAAAAUUAGAGCACAGCUUCGUCAGCAAGGGCAAUCUCUUUCUCUAGCUGCUCCAAAUAUAGCAAGUGAAUAUUAUACUCAGGAAGAAAUGAGAUGA
Molecule: messenger RNA, 1400 nt
Organism: Lingula anatina
Lineage: Eukaryota; Metazoa; Brachiopoda; Lingulata; Lingulida; Lingulidae
Product: U4/U6.U5 tri-snRNP-associated protein 1
Biological process (GO): maturation of 5S rRNA; mRNA cis splicing, via spliceosome
Cellular component (GO): U4/U6 x U5 tri-snRNP complex
Source: RefSeq, a predicted model, not a curated record